Messenger RNA from Pogoniulus pusillus (Red-fronted tinkerbird), 1513 nucleotides. RefSeq names its product coiled-coil domain containing 102B (gene CCDC102B). The transcript is spliced from 6 exons. NCBI's taxonomy places the organism in Eukaryota, Metazoa, Chordata, Aves, Piciformes, Lybiidae. The record is from RefSeq and is a predicted model, not a curated record. Bases 119 to 1225 code for a protein of 368 amino acids.
GCUCCAGUUUUACCCUGCUGCCCUUUUCACUGCCCUUGGGUGGUGUUCACUGCAGCACCCCAUUAAACACAGCAGAGCUGCUGGGAUCCUGCCCCAGAACCAGGAGUGAAACUUGGUGAUGAAUCAAAAGAUGAACCUAGGCUCUGCUCAGGAACAGAUGGAAGAGACAUGGCUUUGGGGGACUCAACCGAAGCAGCCUUCUAAACCGGCUGGAGGUUGCCAGCCAGGUGCCCAUCUCUGCCAUUCAAACCUGCCACCUCCAAGCUUCUGCCCUUUCUCAUCUCAUUGUCCACAUAUGAGUGACUGGGACAUUUUUGAAGCAGUGAGAGUUCAGGAACUGAAUGAAGUGAAAGCCAGAGCUGCCCAGAUGGAGAAGACCAUGCGCUGGUGGUCAGACUGCACUGCUAACUGGAGGGAGAAGUGGAGCAAGGUGAGAGGAGAAAGGAAUCAAGCCCGGGAGGAAGCAAGACAGCUGAGAAUCAAACUGGACAGCGUGCUGAAAGAACUGAGGGUGCUGAAAAAAGUCAAUCAGGGGUUAGUGAGUGAAAGGGAAAAGUUAGAAGGUGUAGCUGCUUGGAGAACAGAGCUCAGCUGCUCAGAAAGGGCUUGUGUUAAAGAAGACCUAAACUGGUUAACACUGCUGGAACGAGAACCUGUCCAAGAGAGCAAAGCCAACGAGACUGCUGGGGCAGAACACACAAAGAAGGGUGCAGAGGUAAUCCAAGACCCAAGAAAUGCCAAUACCAAAAUCUCUGCCAAGCCUCCUGCUUCCCUUCCCAGGGGAGAUCCCAGGGUCUAUUUGGAGGAACCUGGAAGAGGUUUGGACAGCAGAGCUGAGACACCAGAGGAUGACUUCAUACACAUUUCAGUCUUGCAUCUGCAUUUGGCUGAGGUGCAGAAAGUCUUGCAGAAGGAAAGAGAAAUGAAUGUGCUUCUGGAAAGAGAAAUGGAGAAGCUAGAAAAUGAGUUAUUCCUUUGGAAGUGGAACUAUGAAGAGCUGAGGCAAGCCAAGCUGGAGAGCCUGAAGCAGCUGGAAAGAGUGCAGCUUGAGAACAGCUCUGACUGGGGAAGGAGAGAGAAACAUGGAGCAGAAAAGCAGAGUUUGGAAGAGGAGAACAGAAGGCUGAAGUUGCAGGGUAAAGAGGUUGAAGAAAGUCAACUCAGGAUAUGGGAGCAGACAAAGCUCUUUGCAUGCUGCUGGAGAGUCCAUGGAGAUAAGGAGUGAAGAUGCUGGAGAGCAUCAAACAAGCCUGAAGCAGCAAAGCCAACUGUGAAGAGGAGAGACAAAGAACUCAGAGCCUUCCUGAAGACCUGCAGGGAAAUGUAACUGAGCAGUGCCUGCCAGAUGUAGAUGAGAUCAUCACAGAGACAGAGAAUCACAGAAACAUAAAGGCUGGAAAAGGCCUGUAAGAUCACAGCUCACAGGAUGCCAGGGGUUGGAAGGGACCCAGAGAGAUCAUCCAGUCCAACCCCCUGCCAGAGCAGGACCAUCCAACCCAGCUCAGGGCACACA